AUGGCCUCACCCAGCUGUGGGAUGGCGCCGGCCUGCGAUGACUCCGACAGCGAUGCUGACCUUCAGGAGCCCGACGCGGAGGGCUCGCCCUGCCCGCCGGCGGCCACCGGCAAGUGGUGGUUCGUCCCCGACGCGGAGAUCCAGGCGUUGAUCUCCGAGCGGUCCCAGCACGAGGCGCGGCCGCCGUGGCCGCGCGGGGCCCGCCCGCCGGCCGGCACCGGCCUGCCCGGAGGGAGGGCGGAGGGCGCCGCGGACGCCGGCGCCGCGCAGGCGGUCAGCCCCAAGAAAGACUGGAGGGUGCCCGACUCGGCCAUUACCGACCUGGUCGCGUCUCUGUCCUCGGCGGCUACGCCUUCGACGCCUCGUACGGGCCCCGGCAGCGCCAGGCUCCUGCCCAGCUUGGGCGGCAGCGGGCCGUUCGCGCAGACGCUGCGGGUGGCGAGCCCGGCCUCGACGCUCCGGGCCGGCACCGGCACGCUCGCGCAGGCCCUUCGGGCGUCGAGCCCCGCCUCGACGCUGCGGGCGUCGAGCCCUCGCACGUGGCCGGGGUGCAACAGUGCUCGCCAGUCUGAGAAGACGUUUGAUAUCUGGAUAUACUUUACGGACUCGGAGGAUCACAUGCGGGUCACCGUGCCUCCGUCACUGCGGCUUGGGCCCCCCGCGCAUGGCUCGGAGGCCGACACGGACGCCGCCGUUGGCCGCGGCAGCGUUGGGCCGUGGCGGGCAGAGUCGCUGAAGGGCCUGAUAGAGGCGGCGUGCGACAUAGAGGUGGGCCGGCAGAGAUUCUUUUUCCGCCAGACCGCCCUCAUCAACGACGGGCUCUCUUUGAAGUCGUACGGCAUUGGCGACGGAGACCAGCUGAAGCUGCGCAUCCUCAAGCACGGCUCGCACUCGAUGGGGGUCAAGGCGUGCCGAUCGGAGAGGCUGCGCGGCGACCGGCUGGCAGGGAAGUACGACGGAUGGGCCCUGGCGAAGACGAAGCACAUCAAGCAGUGUCGCAACUCGCAGGGCGUCGUGUACAUGCAGCCGAAGUGGAACAAGGUUCCUCCCCAGUCGGAGCCGCACAUCAGCCUGGCCGCGGGCUGCUCCUACUCCAGCAGGAUGCACGGGAGCGGUGCCCUUGCCCACCCCGUGUACGUCAAAGACCGGGACGACAACCAGAUGAGGAACCUGCGGACGAGGCUGUCCGUGCUGUGA
Molecule: messenger RNA, 1197 nt
Organism: Prorocentrum cordatum
Lineage: Eukaryota; Dinophyceae; Prorocentrales; Prorocentraceae
Source: the annotation of a GenBank genome assembly